This is a messenger RNA of Centruroides sculpturatus (bark scorpion), 983 nucleotides long. RefSeq names its product putative phosphatidate phosphatase. Gene Ontology annotation, biological process: phospholipid dephosphorylation; phospholipid metabolic process; signal transduction. The record is from RefSeq and is a predicted model, not a curated record. The transcript has 6 exons. Gene Ontology annotation, molecular function: phosphatidate phosphatase activity. NCBI's taxonomy places the organism in Eukaryota, Metazoa, Arthropoda, Arachnida, Scorpiones, Buthidae. Bases 1 to 918 code for a protein of 305 amino acids.
AUGACAAAUAACAAGGGAGUUAGCAGAGAAGCUGCACAUAUUCCAGUCAACCAUAAAUUGCCACCUCCAAAAACUAGGGAAAUUGGUGUACCAAUCAUAAUAUUUUUUGCUAUUGGAAAACCAUUUCAGCGAGGAUUCUAUUGUGAUGAUGAAUCCAUACGUUAUCCAUACAAAGAAUCAACCAUCAAUAAUAAAGUAUUAUAUUGCGUAGGGACAUUAUUUCCAGCAGCUGUGAUAAUUAUCAUUGAAACUUUAAGAUUUUAUACAAAUAAAACCAAUGUUGAAACACCAACAGUAAAUGGAAUUAGACUUCAUCCAAUAUUUUGGGAAGUUUAUCAACUGAUAUGGGUUUUUGCCUUUGGAGCAUGUAUCUCGCAAUUAAUAACUGAUAUUGCAAAAUACAGUAUUGGCCGUCUCAGACCACAUUUUAUUGAUAUUUGUCAGCCUAGUAUAGAUGUUAGUAAAUGCAAUGAUUCUCAUAGGUACAUUUUACCUUCUGAUUUUAAUUGCCUUAAUUCUGAUUCAUUCAGAGUUAGAGAAUCAAGAUUAUCAUUUAUGUCAGGACAUGCAUCAUUUUCUGCAUACUGUAUGGUGUUUGUUGCUAUGUACUUACAAGCCCGAUUUGUUUGGAAAUGCAAUAAGUUGCUGAGACCAUUUUUGCAGGCUGUUGUGUUGUUUUCAGCCUAUUAUACUGCCUUAUCCAGAGUAUCUGACUAUAAACAUCAUUGGAGUGAUGUUUUAACUGGUUCAAUUCAAGGAAUCAUUGUUGCAAUCAUAGUGGUGCUAUUUGUUUCUGAUCUGUUUCCUAAUUGCAAGAAUAAUUACUAUAUUAGCAAUGCUUCUUCAGACAGUUCAAAUCUUAACAGAAGCAAUAAGAAAAAUACAGAAUUUAUUGAAAAUGAAAGAAGUUCAGUGUAAAAAUAAUGUUUUCAAGUGAUUUAUUUUAAUCAUGCAUUCCGUGAAAUGUUUUUGUAAAUGCCUAA